Molecule: messenger RNA, 3032 nt
Organism: Aphis gossypii (cotton aphid)
Lineage: Eukaryota; Metazoa; Arthropoda; Insecta; Hemiptera; Aphididae
Product: outer dense fiber protein 3-like protein 2
Exons: 2
Coding region: 156-575 (139 amino acids)
Source: RefSeq, a predicted model, not a curated record
UUGUUGCUUAUAUUUGACUCGAAUCUAUUUAACAAAACUUUUAUUCACUGAGUUCAGUAAUUUUAUUUAUAAAACAGAGAACUGGUUUUAUUCGCGAACGUUUACGACAUGGAUGUCUUGAAAUUUGACAAGGCUCCUGCUUACACGCUAUAGGCAUGCGGUUGAACCAGAAACAGACGUCGCUGCGAGUUCCAGGUCCCAAGUACGAUCUGAGCAACAUCACCAGGCGCGGACCGGUGAAAGUCAUAGGAGCUUCGCUGGCGUCAAAGUUGAAAGAACAAACGACGCGGACUCCCGGACCGGCCGCGUACAACACCGUGCCCUGCAUGUCAGCCACUUUGCCCACGAUUCCGCAGUGUUCCAUGGGGAUGAGACGGGACUGCAUGCAGAAGUCUACGCGCACGCCGGUUGCAAAUGCGUACGCAUUGUCAACGACCAUCGGAAACCAAGCGCCCGACAUGCCGUCGGCGCCCAUGUACACGAUUUUGGGACGGUACCCGGGACGACGGUGGUGCUCUUCGCCGGGACCGGCCCGCUACUCGGCCGUAUGCCGACUCGCUCCAAACCUUUCUUGACAGCUGCCGACAAAGUGCCGGACUGGGAAUGACGACUGCAGGCCGCCACUGCAGAUAACAGAAAAAAACCAAAAAAAUAAAGUUUUUAAAUCCAAGCGAGAUUUUAAUACGUUAAAAUAUUAAAACGAGUUGAUAGGUAAGUUACCCUGGCCCCGCCACUUACGAUUUAUAAAUGGAAAUUAAUGUAAAAUUAUGUAGUAUCAUUUGUAAUCAUUUGUAACCACCAAAAAAAAAAUUAUUCAUCGAUCCUUUUGACUAAAUGGUGCAUGUCAAUUAUUUUAAAUUUUCAUAAUAAGUACUCACUCAUGUUCAAUUGUUUACCCAGCUGUUAUUAAUUUUUUUUGAAACUUUUUAUUCUUUGAAUUUGAAACAAAUGUAUUAAUUAUUAAAUUUAUACCUUUAUAUUAUACAGGGUGAUUUUUUUAUCAAACUACACUCAUUAUUUCCAAAAGUAUUCAUGUUUUUGAAAAUAUUUUUUUACAUAGUUUCAAAUUGUUAAAAAAACAACAUUUUUAUAAAAAAAAUAUUUUUAAUUUCAUAUUCCAAAGCAGAAUAAUUUUCUGAGUAAUUCGAUACAUAAAAAUCGAAUUUAGGUUGAGUAGUUUAUGAGUUAUACUUAUUCAAAGUUUAGACAAGCGGAGUAGUGGACAAACAUUUUGCGGGGUAACCCCGUACCACUCCACUCCGCGCAGCUAAACUUUAAAUACGUAUAACUCAUAAACUACUCACCCUAAAUUCGAUUUUUAUGUAUCGAAUUACUCAGAAAAUUAUUCUGCUUUGGAAUAUGAAAUUAAAAAUCUAUGUUGUCAUUCAAAAAAGUAAAAAACUUAAAAAAUGAUAAGGAUAAAAAAUAUUUAAAAAUAUAAUUUUUUUAUAAAAACGUUGUUUUUUAACAAUUAGAAAUUAUGUAAAAAAAAUAUUUUCAAAAACAUGAAUACUUUUGGAAAUAAUGAGUGUUGUUUGAUAAAAAAAUCACCCUGUAUAUAAUAUGUUUUUUACGUUAUAAUAUUGUGUAGCUAAUAUUUAUGUUAAUAUACUCCAUAGUAAAUAAAGUAUACUACAAAAUAUAAUAAAAUGUUAAAAAUAAUUUUCACUUCGUCAAAUUAAAUAUUGUGCAAAGUUCAUAAUCAAUAAUAUCCCAAAAACAGUCUUACCUUUUUUUUUACAUUUUUUAAAUCUUUUAAAAUAUUCAUGUAUUUGCGUUAGUUCAGUUCUUGAAAUUAUUAUUUAUAACUAUAUAUAUAUAGGUAGGCGUCUACCUAUAUCAUAUUAUUGGUGGUUAUUACGACAUUAUUAUGUAGGUACGUUUACAUAUAUUAUUAUUCAUUACAUUGCAACACAUAUUAUAUGUUAUUAAUUGAACGUUUAUUUAAUACAUAGCAAUACUUACAUUAUUAAAUUAUUUGGUAGCUAUUCUUAAUGUUUUCUUAAGUUAUGAUGGAUAUAAUAUAGUUUCUAUCAUGCAUUAAAGAAAAUCGAUAUGGUCAUAGAGAAGAGGAUCAUUUACGUUGUGCAGGUACUUUGUUUUAUUUCAAAUGAAAAAUAUGUAAAAUUAACAAUAUUGGUAUUAUUUUGUAUAAAAUAGAAUUUCAGCAUUAACUUUAAAACUUUUUGAUUUUUUUGAUACUUGAUCCUUUAAAUCGUCAAAGCAUUGCCAUUGAUCAUUUGAUCUCAAACCUGAAACCAUAUGCUAUGUAAUGGCCAUAUUAUGGUUGUCUUGGUUCUCUCGCCGAUCCAUCAAAAGCAAUUACCCCUCUUAAAUUGUACACAUCUCCAUUAAUUGUUAUUGUCUUGCUAAUAUCUCCAAGUUUCAACAAAACCUUUCCUGCAUAAGUUUGUGAAAUUUUCGUUAUAUUUUCAAGAUGACUAUAUUUACCGAAGCUCUAAAACCUAUUAAUAAUGAAAAAUGUUCAUAUAAAUAACUACAAUGUAGUAUACAUUAUUUAAAUAUUCUAUUUAGUUACUAAAUUUUUUUUUUUUUUAAUAAUUCUUAGCUAUUUUCACUAUUAUAGUACGUACCUAUUAUUAUUAUAUAGCUAUAACUAGAGCCAUUUGAUAUUUAAAAUUAAAAAUAAAAUUUGUUUUAACUAUUCUGUGCAAAAUUGUUAUUCUCUAAAAAACCAAAAUAUUAGAUAUUUAAAAAUGUAAUAAAUAUUAUAAUAAUUAUGAUAUAUAUAUAUUAUAAUUUAUUAUAAUUGUAUAUAUUAAUACAACUGGUAAGUAAUACUAAAGGGGAACACCCCAAAGCUAACACCAUAACCACGAAAAAUAUUCAAAGAAUUAUUAAAAAAAAAAAAAUUUAGUAACUAAAUAGAAUAUUUAAAUAAUGUACUACAUUGUAGUUAUUCAUAUGAACAUUUUUCAUUAUUAAUAGGUUUUAGAGCUUUCGGUAAAUAUAGUCAUCUUGAAAAUAUAACGAAAAUUUCACAAACGUAUGCAGGAAAGGUUUUGUUGAAA